This is a messenger RNA of Pseudogymnoascus destructans, 300 nucleotides long. RefSeq lists its product as uncharacterized. The transcript is spliced from 2 exons. The record is from RefSeq and is a predicted model, not a curated record. NCBI's taxonomy places the organism in Eukaryota, Fungi, Ascomycota, Leotiomycetes, Thelebolales, Thelebolaceae. Bases 1 to 300 code for a protein of 99 amino acids.
AUGUUUCGUACAGCAAUUGAUCCUCUAUUUCUCGCACCCCUCGGGGCUCCAGUCGACAAGGUUUUCGAUCCAAAUACAAUAUCAGACUACGACGUUAAUAGUCGAAACCAGUACGGCCGCUUAACGCAGCAACCAAUGUCUGACUUGCCACUGCGCGACAAUACGGCCCUUUCGAUUAUCAGAGACACAAUGGUCAAUCUCGGUAGCAACCAUGACUCGGGGAUUAAGCUUUUUCCUGAUCUAAAAACUAUCAAAGCAGGUAGGCGGGGCGACGGAGCAAAUGGCUCGCAUCUGGCUUAG